Molecule: messenger RNA, 406 nt
Organism: Prunus avium (sweet cherry)
Lineage: Eukaryota; Viridiplantae; Streptophyta; Magnoliopsida; Rosales; Rosaceae
Source: RefSeq, a predicted model, not a curated record
AUGGGAGAUAUUGUAACAAAGGAGACAUUUGAGUGGCUGUUCAAUGACGCAAAAAUUGUUAGAGCUUCCACGACCCUUUUUAGGUUCAUGGAUGAUAUUGUCACAAGCAAGUUUGAGAAAGAGAGGCCAUGUUGCUUGUAGUAUUGAUUGCUACAUGAAGCAAUAUGGGGUGUCGGAGCAAGAGUCACUUGAUGCUUUGAACAAGCAAGUUGUGGAUCUGUGGAAGGACAUAAACGAGGAGUUUCUAAGACCAACUGCCGCGCCAAUGGCUGUCCUAAUGAGAGUUCUUAAUUUAACAAAAGUGGUACAUCUCCUUUACAAAGGUGACGAUGGCUACACGCGUGUUGGUAAAGUGGUGAAGGAUAAGAUUGCUUCACAUUUUAUUAAUCCAGUGCCAAUUAUAUGA